AUGUCGGUUCAGAGAGCAAGGUCAGGGACAUCGCUCACACGCCCGCCACUUGAUCGGCGCAGAGCAUCACUGUUUCUUGGCAAGGACGAGGAGCGCUGGGCUCAUAUGAUAGCUGAUCCUGCAUCUGAUUCGCCAUGGAAAGUGAUCAAAAGUGUAAUGGUAUCGCCGCCGCGGACGUGGGAAAACCAUGAUCCCAUUACGCACAAGUUUGCAAGCUCUCUUGGUAUCGCCCCUGCGUCUGCGCAGACCCGAAACGUGCAUGAUAUUGAAUCAUCACUCAUGCCAGCGCAUGAUGAGGAAGUGCCUGCAAGUGCAUUUGUCUCAUCAGAUUACAGGCCCAUACCCACACCAUCGACCGGGACAUCAGCGGUGCACCCUUUUCGGCAAUGUGGUGAUCGUACGGUUGCACCACAAGCAUCUGCCUUGCUUUCACCUACAUCGCUCACCGCCAAAAAUGAUGCUUCGCUCUUGCCUAGAGGCUCGCCAAGUCGAAUGGAUAUGUCGCAUCCCAUCUUGUCCGACUCUUUGUCAAGUAUACUGCUAGAAAAAGCCAGCCUCGACGUGUAUCCUGACGAUGCCGUGGUGAAGACAACAACGCGCAAUGUGUCAGCUGCAUCGUCUGCGUCGCGCUUCAUGGAGAAGGCCUCCGCGGCUUGGUGCCAGUACGAGCCGACACUCGAAGCGCGACGAGACCGGCGCUCGAAGCUCCUUCGCUCCGCCCUCAAGGACUAUGUGCCAACCCCACGUACUGGUUCGCCUGAACCCAAUGUCCAGUCAGAGCUUCAGCUUCUUGACCAGAUGUACGACAAGAAGGACAUACUGUCUUUAGUCCCGCGACGUUCUAUCGAACAUGUGGAAGGUACUUUGUACGAUGAAGACGGGCCCUUUCGCGAGGGCGCCACAAGUGACAGUCUAAGUGUACGCUUGUUUUACGCACCUGGACCCAGCGGCGAAGGUAUCAGUUUCCUCAUCACGACGCCGGACAACCGCGUGUUUUCUGCGGCAAAGCGGCGGAGAUGGGCCAUGGACCAGUAUGGCAACUUUUUUGCGGCGAUGGAAAUCAAGAGUGUCGAGUCGAAGCUCCGUGUGGCGAAGAACGAGACAGUCGACCCCUUGUAUGCACGAGAGUAUGAGGCUGAUCUUCGGCGACAUUACAUCGACGACAUUCUUGACGAGCUCCAAAAGGCCGAGACUCUUACGCCGGUGCAAAGCGCAGUCAAGCCGCACGUGCUCAGAACAGAAGAUAACAAGAUUGUUCGACUGGAAGAAGACUUUCCUGAAGAAGCUUUCUUCGUGAUCGCUGGAUGCCAAGAUCAUGAAAUUAUGCCUGUUAUGGCGCGCGUAUUUGCCGACGCUAUCUUGCUUCUCUGGCGCAUGCAUUGUCAUGGUUGGAUGCACGGUGAUAUUAAACUGGAGAACCUUAUGUUCAACCAGAAAGGCGUUUUAUAUAUCAUUGAUUUUGAAAAUGCGUCACCGUUCCGUGGAUCGGCUCAGCAUGACGGCCUGAUCCAGCUACUAAGCUUCGACUGGACUCCACCCGAACUGGAAAUCAGCCCUCUGGGUCGCCGAAUGGGCCCUACGGGCGACUUGUUUGCCUUAGGAAGCAACAUCAUUCGAGGCUUUGCUUUGCGUGAUGGCAUCACGGACAAGACAGUUCGUGACAUGCUCAUGGGCGAUGGCCUCGGUAUUUUCAUCUCAUUCCGAAACACACUCCUCACAUCCUCUGCGAGUAUGCCUGAUGCCCCACCUGUGCAUUACAAUGUGAAUCUCGUGCCUCUCUUGCUCGCUGCUGAUACUGAAACGACGCCAAUCUACCUUAAUCCAGCGCGUGUACUGCGAAUAUUUGCUUGUCGGGCGCCAAAACUGUUGCAGUACAUCCUGGCGCACUGCGUUGCGCCAUCGCCGUACGAACGCAACGAGCGCUUUGGUGUUGAAUUGGCACACGAGUUACUUCAUGAUCCAGCCAAUGCAGGCAUGUGGGAGACCGUCAAGAAAGCCCUGGACACAUCCAUCGAGCUGAGCGGAAGUUCUUGGGUCCGACCGAAACUGAAUGAAGCACGCGACAUUUUGGAAUUGUCAUAA
This is a messenger RNA of Malassezia globosa CBS 7966, 2082 nucleotides long. RefSeq lists its product as uncharacterized. Lineage: Eukaryota; Fungi; Basidiomycota; Malasseziomycetes; Malasseziales; Malasseziaceae. The coding region runs from base 1 to 2082 and encodes 693 amino acids. Gene Ontology annotation, biological process: protein phosphorylation. Gene Ontology annotation, molecular function: protein kinase activity; ATP binding. The record is from RefSeq and is a predicted model, not a curated record. The transcript has a single exon.